AUGAGCAUUCAAUUCGAUAUUAUAAUGAGGCCAGAAAUCCGCUUGGAUGCAAAAUGGCUCAAAACAGAUUUGAAACGUAUCCUCUAUCGGGAUGGUUUAGCUGAACUUUGGAAUGAAAUGGUACGAGAUGGAGAAAUUGUGGGUUCCUUUAGCGAUGGCAUAGUCAAUGCUGCAGGCAUAAUAGCUAGAAAAGGUGAAAGUGGUCAUUAUUAUUGUAACAUGGGUGUAUUAGCAUGUCCUUGUUGCAAUGGAAUUUGUGGUCCACAGCAUGGUUGCAAUUGUGGACCUUGCCAAAAAUUAGAUGAAGAAGAAGCAGCAAGAACAAGUGCAUUUGUAGAAAAACGUAUAUUAGCUGAACACAUAAUGGAUUCUUGGCUUUGGGGAUCUCAGCCUUCUAUUUGCGAUUUAACAACAUGUAUUAAUUUACUAAUCAAGGAGCAAAGAAAAUUAUGUUAUGAAGUUGCAAACAGUACCUUGUCUGCUACUCGAUUAAGACAACGUUUGGUAGUAGCAAGACGAUAUUUUACGGCUCUUUCUCGUCAUAAACCGCAGGAAACUACAGAUAUUUCAACAACAUUAAAACCUACUGCUAAGUUACAAAAAAUCGUAAGGCCGAAUGAAAAGCCAACAUUGGGUUUAGCGCGUGUGGGAUCUCGUGCAGCGUUAAAUUUCUCAUUCGCAUAUUUAAGACGGGCUUGGCGAUCUGGAGAAGAUGUAGAAUUUUGCAGCGAGCUUUUAUCCGAGUCGUUGGAAGCCUUGCAAUCGUUACCUGAAGCUACACUUUUUGACGAAACUAAUGUUUCUCAAGUAUGGUUAGAAGUAGUGGAACGAUCAGCGAAAUUUUUAAGACAAGUUGUUACAGGGGACAUAGUUAGUGGAAGAUCAUGGUGUCCUAUUCCAAUAGCCGAUCAGCACACAGCUCUUUGUUUGUUAUUAGAAUUGGUGACACAAAGAGCUACAUUAUCAAGUUUAUUAGAUUCUGUUUGUUUGUUACUUCAUCUAAGUGGUAAACACAAACAUCAAGAUAAUCGGGUAAUGCCACCUGGAAGCACGGCACCGUUGAUACCAUUAUUGAGACGAUUAAAUAUGAUACCAGCUUCUAAGUCAAGACGAACAGACGCAAACAUUGCACCGGGUCCUUGCGAAGUUUUACUGAAGUAUUUGAGGCUUCCUGAAGAUGAUUCCACGUCUGUAGAUUUACGAAAAGCUGCAGUUAUAAUAAUGUGCAAUCUGAGUAGAUUAGCUGCUCCUCUCCUGCCUCCAAUUAUCACUGAUAGAUUCCAGAAGAAUCAGAAUCAAACGUUUCAAGAAGUUCUAAGUUGGGGAAGCGGAAAAUUAAGCAGUGGAUCAUCUCCAUUUUAUUGUGAUGCGAUUGCAGAGCUUGGGAUCAAACAACUUUGUUGUACCGAAAGAGCUUUGAUGAUUCUUUCAAUUAGUGGAAACGUUUACAUGAUGUAUUACGGGUCAGAAACUCAAUAUCCCCAAAGAGUAUACGGAUUUUCAGAGAAGCCGGUUACAAUGAUUGCCUCUCAUUCUGACGGUACGCACUAUUUAGCCUUAACACAAGAUAGUUCCGUUUAUUCGUGGGGGAAUGGUGAUGGUGGACGAUUAGGUCACGGAGAUAGAGUAUGGUAUGAUGAACCAAAGCUGGUCGAAGCACUAGUUGACAAGAAUAUUACAUUCAUAGCAUGCGGAAGUACGUAUUCGGCAGUUCUUAGUUCGAACGGUGAAUUGUACACAUGGGGAAGAGGAAAUUACGGAAGGCUGGGUCAUGGAAAUUCAGACAACGUCUUGAUUCCUACGUUAGUGACCGCUCUAAACGGACACAUGGUUGUGUAUGUGGCAUGCGGUAGUGGAGAUUCACAGACUUUAUGCGUCACAGCGUCUGGUAUAGUAUUCUCGUGGGGUGACGGGAAUUAUGGAAAGCUUGGUAGAGGAGGCUGCGAUGGAUCUAAGACACCAAAGAUAGUUGAUAAGUUGUUGGAUAUAAACGUGGCAAAAGUGUAUUGCGGUGGACAAUUUUCGGCAGCUUUAACUGCAUAUGGUGAAGUUUAUACCUGGGGAAAAGGAGAAGGUUAUCGGCUGGGACAUGGUAACGAGGAACAUAUUAGAUAUCCAAAAGUGAUCGAGGUAUUGAAGCCAAAAAAAGUGAAAGAAUUAUGUGUAGGAAAUUUUCAUGUAUUGGCAUUAACAGAGGAUCAAUUGGUAUAUGGAUGGGGUAGAAACGAUUAUGGUCAAAUAGAUCCGGCAUUGGGCACUAUUGUGCCUGAACCGACUCUUUGUCCAACGUUAUCUGGCAAGAAUAUAAUCGGUUUAGCUUGUGGACUGACACAAAGUUUUGCGUGGUGCACAUCAGCUUGGUCAGUCGCGAACAGAGUAGCUUUCGUUGUGGAUAUCUGUGAGGAAACUUUCCGAUUGUUGGAUACGUUAUUGAACAAGGUAUGCGAAGGAUUGCCAGGCACACGGCCACCUACCCAGGAUCGUGAAUGUUUAGCGGUCGCAACUUUGAAUUUGAUCCGAUUACAACUACACACAAUGAUAACUCAUAACAUCGAUAGCAAAUCAGUCGGAUUAUCAAAUACUCCAUUAUUAAGCUCGUUGAAACAACGAUGUGUUACGCUCGCAAGCAGCUCCGGCAUUCUAGCUACUAUCCAAGAAGCAGCUCAAGCCGUUUUACAGACUGGUUGGAGCAUCUUACUGCCGACAGCGAACGAACGCGCAAAAACAUUAUCGAAUUUCUUGUCGAAAGCGAAUUGCAGCAGUUUUGAGCAAGUAAAUGCUAGCAACGGCCAGCAGUUCAUGGCAGACUUGUUAGUUUCUAGCCUAAUGGCGGACGGCGGUCUGGAAUUAGCGUUGAAGACCGCGGUGAAGGCGGAGACGAGCGAGCUCGCCGACGAGAAGGAAUUUCUCGCGAGUAGUAACGUGAGCAAACCAACCGAUACGAAACAAGCAAAAGAAUUGAAUUCAGAAAAAAACAACACGAGUAUAUCGUUGUUACAAUUGGUGAAACAAUUGAUCAAAAACGGCACAUGUAUCACGCAGUCUAGGUUACUGCUCAGUCAACAAUUGGUUCGUAGUCACGAGGAAUCGCAAAGAAACGAUAACUCUCCAAGUUUGAAUCUUCUUUUAAAAUUUCAACGAUUACUAAUUGCUCAAGUAUACGAGUGUAUUGAUGACGUUGGAACGAAGAAGUUGCGCGAUCAAGAAAUGCUUGGUGCGGAAUCUCUUUUAAAGAAAUAUCUCUCCCAAAUUUGCAUUCACAUAAUCGAAAUAAUGUCUUUCGCGGCUGAAUUAGCCAACACCAGCAUCAAACAGUUCGUAUUCGUUAGUACUGUUCUAAGAGGCGACAUUGUAAACGUUUUGCUACCCGAACUGAUUACUUGCCUUAUUUUGUUGCAACUUGACUAUCCAUUGUUACUUCUAAAUAUGAAUUGGAUGGAUGUAAUGGCGCCGAUGUUGGACGCACUCGAUCGAUUUAACAAAUUGGUGCCGACGAUAGAGAAAAGCGAAACGGACGAUCUUUCUUGGCCAGGCAUCAUAGCCCCGCAACAUGGCAAUAAAAUAUCUAUUUCGGAUGAACCUUCGACCAUUCGUUGGGCCGACUUGGAGAACCACAAUCGCGAUGGCGGCCUUUGGGUGGUAGUAAACAACAACGUAUAUGAUGUUCAAGAUGUUCGAUUCGACGGAAGAUCAAAUUCGUUGGAAGGUCUUCAAAGAACCGUGACUAACUGGGAUGUUAGCUCCGGUACCGAAACAAACAUGUCAUCUUCUCGUGGCCAACUACCGCGAACCAUGAUGGAUUCUUAUUUCGUUGGGCAUUAUUGCCAUUCCGAGCCGGAAAACACUGAGAUUACGAUUGACGUGACAGACGUAUGCUCUUGUUUACUUGACACGGAAAGAGCUUUAGGUUUUCUUUUAGGAUUACACUCUCAUAGGAUGCGGCAGAGUUUACCGUUACAAACUGCCGAAGAGGAAGCCGGUCGCUGGUUAAACGCGAACUUUUUUCGAGGUGGAUUGCAAAUCUUACAACCACCGAAUCCUUACGAGGAGGAGAAAGGAGAAGCGAGGAGUAAUACCUCGACAGCCGCGAAUUCACCGACGGAACCUCCCCUUCCUAUCCGUACCAAGAAUGAACUACAAAAGGAACGACGAGAGGAUGAUCGAGUUACAACGUUCAUUUACGCCCUAGCCGAGACUCAUAAAACCGACGCUCAAGUGCAUUCCUUCCUAACGAUAGUCGACAAAUAUUCGAAAGCGAAUAAUCUUUUAGCGCAUACCGAAUUUUGCGGCGAUCACCCGUUGGAGGAAGUUAGCCGACUUUUAAUGGCGGUUAUAUUAAAGCAUCUUGCGCUGGGUUAUCAGGCGAUAAACUUAAUCGAUCAUCAAGAAACAGGAAAUGAAAGUAGUCCGAAACUUACCAAACAAUUGGCCGAAGUGAUUAGAGCGAUUCAUCAAACCAAAUGGAAUUUAAUCAGGAUCAGACAACAACAGAAUAGAAGUUACAAGGAGGUGUGUGCUCCAGCCCAAGAGAAGUGUAGGUUUCUUUUGCACGAGGUGAGGUCCGCGACCAGUUAUGAGAUUAAAGGGCUACAGGAUCUAAAGUUAUUGUACACUGUUGCGAAAUUUCGGAAAACGGUCAAAACGAUGAUUAGGGACAUUCGAAAGAACAAAGAUUCCACGCCGAGCAAGCCGGAAGACAUUCUAAACGCUUCGAUUCAGAAUGCAAAAUCGAAAAACAAAUCCGACGAAGAUACAUCAAUCGUAUCGGCAACAACGAUGAUGACGCCAGUAACGAUGACGAUGUCAACAACAACUUCAACAACGACUAUGACGUCAUCGACAAUGAUAACAACAACGACAGCGGCCAUGAUAACGACGACGUCGACGAUGACGACGACGACGACGACGACGAUGGCAACAACGAUGAUGACGUUAAUGACAACAAUGACGACGACAACAACAACGUCUACACAAACGCCAACGGCAACGCCAACGAGUACGAUGACUACGUUAACACAAAUGUCAACACCGAUGCAGACAUUGACACUAAGCUCGAUCUCGAUUCCGAGUUCGACUCAGAAAGAAACGAGCGGCAAACAGUCGCUUGCAUCGCCGAGAUUAGAAAAUUUAUCAGGUAACAAGAAAACUAAGAUUACAGAAAGAAUGAGACAGAGAACUUUGAAUAUCGAUUCAAACGAAUUGAUGGUAAAUAUUAUAAAUUUUGUGAUCACCGAGGACGGUGGAGACGUAGAAACUCUACGUCGAGCCAUGUAUUGUCAGAUGCAGCGGGCAAAAUUACGCGAGCAAGGAAUCCUAAUGAUGCAACAAUUGCUGAAGAAGGAUUAUUUGAUAACAUCGGUAAAGUAUUCGUUGUUAAACGGUUGGCUCGGCCUAUCCCACGAGAAUAAGUCUUUAGCUGAUGGAAUAACGCAUUGCCUCGAAAACAUUCAGUCGGUAACACCCUAUCAGAAAUCGAAGAUUAUUCUGGCCGAGGCAGAAGUAACUUCUUGGGCGGUGCAAGCUUUGCGAGCGUACGUUGUUCAGGCAGAAUUGCCGAGCAAUCAAAAACCAGCGAAAAUCAGCGAUAAGAGCAGUUUGAAUCAAGGAACGUACACUUGGCUGCGAAAGUUGCCUAGGGCAAGAUUUUUGUUGACUAUAUUAGGCAUACUAACCAAUUAUCAGCAUGCAAACGAAGUCGGAUUAUUAAUAAAUUCUGGUUGUGUUUCGAGUAUUUUAACAUUACUCAGGCAGAUCGGACCAUCGACAUCCACGGAGACGGACGCAGACGCCGAAGCGGACGCGGAUGCGAAACCAAAAGAUGCGCCGGUGACGGUUAUAUACGAGGACAGUUUGGAGAGGAGCAAACCGCAAAGCAUUCAAUUGACUGGUAGCGAAUUGGCGGCUAUGAUGAAAAUUGGUACAAGAGUGGUACGCGGUGUAGAUUGGAAGUGGGGAGAUCAAGAUGGUCCUCCACCGGGUGAAGGUCAAGUGAUCGGAGAACUCGGCGAAGACGGCUGGAUUCGCGUACAAUGGGACAACGGCACCACCAAUUCGUAUCGCAUGGGGAAAGAAGGAAAAUAUGAUUUAAAACUAGCCGAACCGCCAACACCACCAGAAACCGACAGCGAGAGUGAUACGCCGCACAAUCUGGCUAAAAACGAUAAAAGAAACGAUUUGUUGGACAUGCACCCGACCACUUGUCUAAAAUCCGCCUCCGUUACCGUACUCCGCGUUCUUUUAUUCUGUUGCGGCAUCGAAGCUGACCGGGUCACCCCGUCCGCCAUAAAGAUACUCGCCUCUGUGUUACUCGGUAUCGUAUCUGCUGCGUACAAGUCCGAGUUUAACGCGCACUCUCAGCUCGCGCGAGAACACCACGAAACUUGGGCAACUCUUGGUUCGUUGAGAGCAAUCGCCAAGUCUACGGAACUCUGUAAAUCUCUGAGCACCAGGGCCUGGAUCAAUUUCCUUUUGAACAUAAUUGCCGAACAAAGGAAUCCUGAUUUGGAAAAACAGAUAAUGGCGGUGCGUCUACUCACCGUUGUUUUACCAUCUUGGUCAGCCGACAAUCCUAUCCAGAUGCCCUUCCUUGAAAAAGUCUUCCGUAUAUUAGGACAUAUCGCCCUUAGCUGCAAUCUGGGUGUUUCCUCAGAACUUUAUUCAAAUAAAUGUCGCGUCUCCUUGACCGCUUCUCAUAGUUCCACCGUGGUCGAGGAGCUUGUUUCGCUGACCAGAUUUUUGCAUUCCCUCUCAAAGUGGAACGCGACUGUGAACGCUUUUCUCGCUUCGAAGCUAUCACUCGCGUCGGACUUAUUAAGCGAUGGUCCACUCUUUCAUAUACAAUUGAACGAGAACGGAGGUGAGAAUAGCGUAAACAUACAGGAUACGGUGAUGGCGGCUCUCAUCGUCGUCGGAGGUCUCGACGAUAGACCGAGGAUCGGUGGUUUGGUUGAAGUUGACAGACAGGUCGGUACCAUAUGCAAAUUUACCAAGCAUUCGAAGAUUCUCGUACAGAUACAUGAUGAAACGAACGGUGACGCGCGCAAGAAGAUUCUGUUUUUCAAUAUGAAGCGACUCUGCGAAAAAUUCCGUUUGGAUCGAAUGCCUAUGCCUGAUUCUUUCGUGUCUACUUGGGCUAAUUUGUUGUUGGGUCAUCGGGGAAUGGACAAGAGACCGAACGGUAUGCCGGUAAUAGCUGGUUCUGUGAACGCAUCUAUUCUACGUAAUCAACAGCAACAACUUGCUGCGUUGAACGCCGGAAAAGCUUUGUUGGAUUAUCAGACAAAAUUAAGAAAGAUACUGAAAUACGUGAUUGACAGUAAUAACAGUAGCAGCAAUAGCAACUGCAGCAAUGGUAACAACAACAAUAACAGUCAUAACAACAACAAUAACAACAAUCACCAGCACGGCCAUCACCAUUAUCAUCACCAUCAUCAUCGUUAUCAUCAUCAUCAUCACUAUCAUCUCCAUCAUCAUCAUAAUAACGGACACAUCGACGAGGAGAGUGGUUGCGACGUUGAUGGCCGGCAAUGGGACAAGGAUGGAAUUAAAUGUGCCAUGGUUACUGUUGGUCGUAUCGAUCAGGUCGAUGCCGAUCACGGUGGAAACAACGACAACAACGACGACGCCAACGACGUGGAAGAGAAUGAUAAUGAGGAGAACGAUGAUGAUGGUAACGACGACGACGAGGAGGAGGAAGGCGAGGACGAUAAUAUCAUAGCGAAUAUAGUCGACAGUAGCAGAAACAACGGUAAUAGUAGCAACAGCGAUAAAAACAAGAACAUCAACAACAAUGACAAGUUUGAGAACGUUGGAAGCAGUAAUCGAAACCAUGAACGCGUUGAAGGUAAUCUCGUCAACGGCGACAUGGAUGGCGAAGAUAAUUAUAUAGAUGUCACGAAUAGCAACGUCGAUGGUAGAGGAGAUGGUCGCACUAGACGGACGACUCUGUUCCAAGAGAUGUUAAUACGAGCUACGAAACCGCAACCAUUGAAGCCGAUAUUUAAACUUAAGGAAUUGGAAGAGGCCGCUCUGGCGGUUUCUCAAUAUUUAGCUUCCGAACUGAGACAUUCGCCGAUUCAAGGAACGACGACUACGAUGACAUCGACAGCGGCGACGAUCGCUGGGCCUGGAAUGGGAAUAGGAACAGCAUCAACAUGCGGUUUAGCAUCUGCGUCCGCAUCAGCGUCAGGAACGGCUAUGGCAAUGACAGCAGGUCCAUUUUCGGAACCAGAUUCUCCCGCAUCCGAUUGUUCCUUGGUAUCGUUGACGUCUAGUCAAAGGAAACAUUGCAGAAGUAGCGGAAGGAAAAGUCCUCCGCCGAUGAGUCCUCUUGUUGCGCAAUUGACGGAAAUGGGUUUUCCAAAGAGGAGCGUGGAAUUUGCGAUCAAAAGUUUGAGCACGGCAGUUGGGCUCAUCACGGCAGAAAGCGUGGUGGCCUGGCUCCUUGAAAAUCCUGACGCAGCGUUGAGUGAUAGCGAAACGUUAUCCAGUGUAUAUGGGUUAUCCGAUCCGGAGGAUUCGACGAGCGAAAAUAUCGACGAAUCCCCGUCGACGCACGACGCUGUUUCUUCUUCGAUGAUACCGCCGAAUUAUAUGAAACGUUCCGAUUUCUUGUCAGUUGACGAAUACGCGAUCUACGUAAGGGAUAAUCUAAUACCGGGUAUGUUAGUACGGUGCUGUAAAAGCUACGAGGAAGUGGAAUACGGCGACGUUGGUCAGGUGAUAAAAAUCGACCCGGAAGGUUUACACGAUUUGAAUGUUCAAGUUGCGUGGCAGCGCAAAGGCGGUACUUAUUGGGUAAGAUUCAUCCACAUAGAACUUCUUGGUCAUCCGCCAGCGAUACCAGGCCCAGCCACGCUGAAGAUUGGUGAUAAAGUAAGAGUGAAGGCUUCAGUGACCGUACCUAAGUAUAAAUGGGGUACGGUGAACCAUCAAAGCGUCGGAGUGGUUACAAGCAUAAUAAACAACGGGAAAGAUGUGUCGGUCGAUUUUCCGCAACAAAGCGGUUGGACCGGUUGCGCGAUAGAAAUGGAGCGAGUCCCCUCCUGUCACCAUUCGGUCUCGUGCAAUUCUUGCCACCUGUUACCGAUAUCCGGCCCGCGAUUUAAAUGUAAGUAUUGUGAGAGUUAUAAUCUCUGCGAAAACUGUUUUUAUACGAAACGAUGCCACCGACACGGGUUCAAUCGAAUCGUGGAGCCAGGUUCGGCGGCGGUAUAUGCCGGCAAGCCGGGAAGGUAUCACAGGCAAGACUACACGGAAUCGUCCUUGAUCGACGACUGGUCCAAAUGUAUACGAACAUUGAGCGUUUCCUCGCGAGAAAGUUGGGCGACACGUCUAGUCGAUGGAUCUGGUCUUUACUGGCAGAGUUGCGGUUCUCAGGGAAAGCAUUGGAUUCGUAUGGAAAUGUUGCCGGGCAUACUGGUGCAUUCGCUAAAAAUAAUGGUGAAUCCGCAAGACAGCAGUUAUAUGCCAUCGCUGAUCGCGGUAAACGUUGGCGAGUCGUUCAAUAGUUUGGUAGAAUUGGCAACGAUCAGCGUACGGCGUACUGACACGAGCGUUCUCUUACUCCAGGAUACCAAAGAAUAUUAUUCUUGCAUCGAAAUAGCGAUCAAGCAAUGCCGAAACGGUGGGAUAGAUUGCAAGAUACGCGGCCUUCAAAUAAUCGGCAAGAGAAAAAUGUUUGAGAAUCAUUUGGCAACGUCCGUUUCAUUUUUGGCCUCGGAUUGGGAGAUCGUUCAAGAGCAGAUGAACUUGCAGCAUGGAUCCGAGCCACCGCCCCAACAUUCGGCUGUCUACGUCUGGGGAUUGAAUGACAAAGAUCAACUCGGCGGACUGAAAGGAUCGAAGAUUAAGUUACCGGUUUACAGCGAAGUUCUCUCGAAAUUAAAACCUAUUCACAUCGCUGGUGGCAGUAAAACUUUGUUCGUGGUUAGCCAGGAAGGGAAACUGUACGCCUGCGGAGAAGGAACGAAUGGUCGACUCGGCCUUGGGGAUGACAGCAACGUGUGCGAACCGAAGCUCAUUCCGUUCUUGAGCCAGUAUAUGAUCAAAAAGGUAGCUGUACACUCGGGUGGAAAGCACGCGUUGGCCCUCACCCAGGACGGCAAAAUCUUCUCAUGGGGCGAGGGGGAGGAUGGCAAGCUCGGUCACGGGAAUUCUGUUUCCCUGGAUAAGCCAAGGCUGAUCGAAUCUUUAAAGUCAAAAAGGAUACGUGAUAUCGCGUGUGGGUCUGGACACUCGGCUGCGAUAACAAGCAGCGGAGAACUAUACACCUGGGGACUAGGGGAGUACGGAAGAUUGGGCCACGGCGACACAGCCACGCAAAUGAAGCCGAAACUGGUACAAUCUCUAGUCGGUCAGCGCGUGAUACAGGUCGCGUGCGGUAGCAGGGAUGCGCAGACAAUGGCAUUGACAGCUGACGGAUCGGUAUACUCAUGGGGUGACGGAGAUUUCGGUAAACUGGGUCGGGGAGGCAGCGACGGUUGUUACACGCCCUUGUUGAUCGACCGGUUGAAUGGUUUGGGAGUAGUGCAGAUCGAAUGCGGGGCUCAAUUUUCCCUGGCAUUGACGAAAUACGGAGAGGUAUGGACGUGGGGCAAAGGCGAUUACUUUCGACUUGGUCACGGUAACGAUCAUCACGUUCGAAAACCAACGCUGGUCGAAGGACUUCGUGGAAAGAAGGUAGUACAUGUGGCUGUUGGUGCUCUUCAUUGCUUAGCGGUUACGGACACUGGGCAAGUAUACGCUUGGGGUGACAAUGACCAUGGUCAACAGGGAAAUGGUUCGACGAUCGUUAAUAAGAAGCCAUCACUGGUGCAUGAAUUGGACGAUGCGAGAGUUAAUCGGGUAUCUUGCGGCUCCAGUCACAGUAUUGCCUGGGUCUUGACCGAUCAACCGGCAACCAACAAUCACGAACCUGUCAUGUUCCCAACCGAGAAAGAUCCACUUGGUCAAAUAUCGCUAACAUUCAAAAGCAUUGUGAACCACGGUACAGAUGCAACGGAUUCGAACGGCUGCCCAGUACCCUCUUGCUCCACAAUAUCGUCUACCAUUCCCUCCGCGAAUAGCGACGAAAUUACCAGCACCGGUGACACGAUCGUUCACAAUUCCGGCCAAUCCUGCGGCAACAGACCUUCUCUCUCGAGCAUCAUUCUCUCGCUAGAAAGUAACGUAGCGAAACAACAAGCAUUGCAACACGUGAUAAACGCUCUUCGUAUAAUACAAGCUCGAAUCAUCGUAGUGACAGCAUUGCAAAGUCAUUCGACGUUAAAAUCCAACACUGGCAAUACCGGUGGCAAUGUUUAUGGUAUUAAUAUUGGAAACGGUGGUACGGUAGGUUGCUUGGCGAGCGAAGUGACGGCACCGGACGGAACUGUUACCGUUGGGUCGACCAACGUCGCCUCAGGAAGUAGUCAUAGUCACGUCUAUCAGAAUGUGGGAGACAGCGCGCAAGGUGGUGGAGAAGCACCAGCGAACGCGGCAGAAUUGGUUAAUCUGGUAAAUAACAGUCCGCGAACGAGUCCCGAGUCCGAAGAUUAUCCGUUAGCGGCGGUGUUUCCCUCGAUGUCCAGUUCGGCCAGUUUGUCUUCACGUGCCUCAAAGAUGUCAAGCAGUGCGAUGAGCGUGAUCGCAGCUACUCUUACCUCUAAUGCUCAAAUAGUUGGUGAAGGACCCGCCGCGGAUCCUAACUUGGAUGAUUUUACAUGCACGUUGACAGAGGAGGACGCCAGAAUGCUGGUCGAUCUUCUAAAAUUGGCGGUUGCCAAUAGAAUAUGCAGAGGGGCGAAAGAGACGAUAUCCUCGGUACUAAUCGCACUAGCAAAAACGAACCAUUCGAUUCGUAGUAUGGUGCUGGAGCUUUGUAUCACUGAACUGGAAGACACGGUGGUAAAUUCGGGUAAUAGAAGCAACGUACCUCAACCGGUCGUACAAGAAAGUCCACAUCCGUACAUAGAUGGUACCACGUUGACCGGGCAUGUGAAGGUACCCGGCGCGGAAGCUCUCAGAGUUGAAUUCGACCGACGUUGCUCUACCGAAAGACGUCAUGAUCCGUUGACCAUCAUGGAUUCCAGCAAUCGAAUACUAGCUGUGAAAUCUGGCAGAGAAUGGAGCGAGUGGGCCUCCGAGAUUCGAAUCUCGGGCGACGAGCUCAGAUGGAGAUUCUCCUCGGACGGAUCGGUGAACGGUUGGGGAUGGCGAUUCACCGUCUAUCCUAUACUCGCGAGCCUCGCACCGCAUGAGCUAGUCUCAGACAGAGCUGUUCUGUCACAGCCAGCUAUCGCGCUUGCUGAAUCUCUUUUGGACAACACCCUGGUCACCUUGGAUAGGAAUAUCGCCACUCGAUUAGCUGCCACCCUGGCUCAGUGUAGUCAACUGAGCGUAUUAUCCGCUCAGCAACGAAUGUGGGCGUUAAAAAAGUUGCAAGUCGUUUACACUAGUGGACCGGGCAUACGUCCAGAAGUCGCGCUUUCUUCGCUCCUCGGCUCUUUACCUCAAGCAUUACUCAAACAAUACACCUAUGAAGAUCCUUUGGUUCGCGGUGGGAAGCAGUUGAUGCACAGCGACUUUUUCAAGGUUCUUGUCGCGCUUGCCUGUGACCUCGAAUUAGACACGAUGCAAUGCUGCUCGGAAAUUCACAAAUGGUCUUGGUUCCGAAGGUACUGUCUAUCGGCACGGGUCGCCAAGUCUCUCGUAAAUCGGACACGCCUUCCAAAAGCGUUUUGUCUCGAAGUUACCAAAAGAAUUAACGAGAUGAUCACGGACGGAGAGGGAAAUACCAAGGAUCAUGAGAGUCACGAGUUAUUCAAGCAGGAACACGACGAGCAACUGUUACAGUGGCUGAACCGCAGGCCGGAAGAUUGGACAUUAUCGUGGGAUGGUUCCGGAGCAAUUUAUGGUUGGGGACAUAAUCAUCGCGGCCAAUUGGGUGGACUUGAGGGAGCAAAAGUGAAACUACCUGUCCUCUGUGAGAGCUUGUCUGCGCUUCGACCCGUUCAGCUCACUGGUGGAGAACAAACUUUAUUAGCGGUCACUGCUGACGGGAAGGUCUAUGCAACCGGUUACGGUGCCGCCGGGCGUCUAGGUAUCGGAGGAACGGAUUCUGUUAUGGUACCGACUCUUUUAGAAUCCAUCCAGCAUGUUUUCGUUAAGAAGGUGGCCGUCAAUUCAGGAGGUAAACACUGCCUUGCUCUAAGUUCUGAGGGACACGUUUAUUCUUGGGGAGAAGGAGACGACGGAAAAUUAGGUCAUGGAAACAGGUUGAUGUACGACCGACCGAAAUUAAUCGAAGAGUUAUUGGGGACCGAGAUUGUUGAUAUAGCUUGCGGUGGCCAUCAUAGCGCAGCAAUCACGAGUGCCGGUUGGCUUUAUACUUGGGGAAAAGGUCGAUACGGACGACUAGGUCAUGGAGAUAGCGAAGAUCAAUUAACACCCAAACUAGUCGAAGCUCUGCAAGAUUAUAAAGUAAUCGACGUAGCAUGCGGAAGCGGUGACGCGCAGACUCUUUGUGUUACCGAUGAUGAUAACGUUUGGAGUUGGGGCGAUGGAGACUAUGGAAAAUUAGGUAGAGGAGGUAGCGAUGGCUGUAAAAUUCCAAUGAAGAUCGAAUCUCUCGCAGGACUUGGCGUUAUUAAAGUUGAAUGCGGCAGUCAGUUCUCGGUAGCUUUGACAAGAUCGGGAGCAAUAUAUACAUGGGGUAAAGGAGACUAUCAUCGUUUGGGUCAUGGAACAGAUGAUCAUGUUCGAAGACCGCGUAAAGUAGCAGCCCUUCAAGGGAAAAAGAUCAUCUCGAUAGCAACAGGUUCAUUACAUUGCGUAGCAUGUACUGAUAAGGGAGAAGUUUUCACUUGGGGAGAUAAUGAUGAAGGCCAGUUAGGCGAUGGAACAACAAGCGCACUUCAGAGACCAAGACUAGUCCAUGCAUUACAGGGUAAAAAGAUAACUCGGGUUGCUUGUGGUAGUGCUCAUACUUUAGCAUGGAGUACAAUGAAAGCUACUCAAAGCAGAAUGCCUGCUACUACACCAAUGGAAUAUGAUUUGGUAAAGGAUUUACCUUUCCCUGUGUUACACAAUCGAUUAGUACUUCUUCAUCAUUUUGCCGAAUUACUGUGCCCAUGUUUGCCAAUGUUCCCAAUCACCGGUCCCGUCAGCUUGAGUAAAUUGGCUCCUAUGUUAGUAUACAGCAUUAAAGAAGCAACUUUUCGUAAAGUGGUUCAAGCAACAAUGGUUAGAGAUCGACAACACGGGCCAGUAAUAGAAUUAAAUCGAAUACAAGUAAAGCGAGCCAGAAGUAAAGCUGGAUUGGCGGGACCAGAUGGCAUUAAAUCCGUUUUCGGACAAAUGGUCUCUAAGAUGUCUUUGUUAACGCAAGAUGUGCUCUUCUUUCCUCAUAGGGUCUGGAAAGUAAAGUUUAUCGGAGAAAGCGUAGACGAUUGCGGUGGUGGUUAUAGCGAGAGUAUAGCGGAAAUAUGUGACGAAUUACAAAAUGGUUCUUUACCUUUGCUUAUACCAACGCCAAAUGGUCGAGACGAUAACGGCACUAACAGAGAUUGUUUUCUUCUGAAUCCAAUAGUCGAUUCGCCAUUACAUAUGAACAUGUUUCGAUUUCUUGGAAUUUUAAUGGGCAUAGCAAUAAGAACUGGUAGCCCAUUAAGUUUGAACUUGGCGGAACCUGUAUGGAAACAGCUCGCAGGUAUAUCCUUAACACCUGCGGAUUUGACCGAAGUUGAUAGGGACUAUGUUCCCGGAUUAUUAUGCAUCCGAGAUAUGGAGCCUGACGAAAAGGUAUUUCAAACUCUUGAAAUGCCAUUUUCCACACCGUCUGCUGUAGGACAUGACAUACCUUUGUCCAGCAGAUAUCGAAAAAUUACUCCAGAAAAUAAACACGAGUAUGUCCAGUUGGCAUUAAAUUAUAGAUUACACGAGUUUGAUGCUCAGGUGGCUGCUGUUCGCGAAGGAAUGUCAAAAGUUAUACCUGUACCCUUUCUCGCGUUGUUCAGCGGACCUGAACUAGAAACAAUGGUUUGUGGCAGUCCAGAUAUACCACUUACUUUAUUGAAAUCUGUUGCAACUUAUAAAGGCAUUGAAGCCACCGCUCCUUUAAUACAAUGGUUCUGGGAAGUAAUGGAAGAGUUCUCCAAUCAAGAAAGAUCUUUGUUUCUACGAUUCGUUUGGGGUAGAACUCGUUUGCCACGAACAAUUGCCGAUUUUCGUGGAAGAGAUUUUGUUUUACAAGUAAUGGAUAAAUACAAUCCACCGGAUCAUUUUCUUCCUGAAAGUUACACAUGUUUUUUCCUCUUGAAAAUGCCAAGGUAUUCGUGUAAACCAGUAUUGCGACAAAAAUUAAAAUAUGCAAUACAUUUUUGCAAAAGCAUCGACACCGAUGAAUAUGCUAGAGUACAAGCUGCGACCAAUUCAGACACCGAAGAAACGGACAGUCUUGCUAGCGAAGAGUACAUAUCGCUUUAAUAAAAUUGAUUCUGCAAUUUUUUUUCCUUACAAUUAACUUUCUAAUCUCUUCAAUUAAUGAACAAAAUUGGUUACCAAUUGGUAGAAUAAUAAUUUCUGUAAGCCAAAGGAAAACAACAAACAUCGCUUUCCUCAUUUUUGUUUCGAUUAAGUGUAAGAAAUAUUUUUGCUUGUAAAUUUGUGUAAUUUAGAUUUAUUAAGCGUAACAACUGUACCACACUCUCUCUCUUUCUCUCUCUCUCUCUCUCUC
Bombus impatiens (common eastern bumble bee) is the source of this 15715-nucleotide messenger RNA. RefSeq names its product E3 ubiquitin-protein ligase HERC2 (gene HERC2). The record is from RefSeq and is a predicted model, not a curated record. Gene Ontology annotation, molecular function: ubiquitin-protein transferase activity; zinc ion binding. The transcript has 12 exons. Bases 1 to 15465 code for a protein of 5154 amino acids. Gene Ontology annotation, biological process: protein ubiquitination. NCBI's taxonomy places the organism in Eukaryota, Metazoa, Arthropoda, Insecta, Hymenoptera, Apidae.